Colletotrichum graminicola M1.001 is the source of this 2196-nucleotide messenger RNA. RefSeq lists its product as uncharacterized. Bases 1 to 2196 code for a protein of 731 amino acids. NCBI's taxonomy places the organism in Eukaryota, Fungi, Ascomycota, Sordariomycetes, Glomerellales, Glomerellaceae. The transcript has 2 exons. The record is from RefSeq and is a predicted model, not a curated record.
AUGGCUACAUCGACCGGCUUUCCGCGCAUGUCCUUCGGGGCCAGCAAUAGCCUCGACUUGAGUCUGGGUAUCCCCGUUGUUCUCUUGCCUCCGUCGGACGGCCAUCCUUCGCCCAUCUAUGAGAGCGAUGAGGAUGCUCAGCGGACGCCCACUACGGCAACCGGACCCCGGAUCCCAGAACGCAGCAUAUGCCGAACCAGCCCCGGAUCCCCAGCACUGGCCGGUCCCAAAGUCCCUUACCAUCCCAUUCCGUCAAUGCAAGCAGCCUUUGCCGAAUCGUUUCUCGAGGUCGCUGAUGGUAACCCAUCCGACAAGCCAAAGCUCAGAUUUGCCGACGCAAAGGGUCGUCGCGAGGAGCUCAUCAGCCAGGAGCGCGAUGACGAUCUGCCCGAUAUGCUUUGGCGAUAUCGGCCUGGCCAGCGGGAGCAUGAGCUACAAAAGCUUAUGGCUCAGAUAUCCUUCGGUGUGUACUUGCUGCUGCAUGGCAUGGCCAAUAGCGCGGCUCAGGUUGUCAGCAUCCUGCAGGGACAUAUCGACGAGGUGGAUGAGUUUCUUGAAGUGGUCAUGGAAGACUUCGAUCAGGCGACCAAGGAUAUUAAGGAGAGGAUCGACUAUCUCCGUCUGCCCAUGGAGAACACAGAUGCCUUUGAAAAGAUGCUGGAAGGUCGUAAAUUUCGGCUCGAGAUCGUUCAAGGAAACGAAAAGAUUGAGCACAUCGUGGCCCGCACCAACGUCCAGCUCCAACAGUACGACAACGAUGUGCAGCAGGGCUUGGCCGCAACCAAGGAGUUUGCCAUUUACCUGGGUCAGCAAAAUGCGGGCACUUGGCGUCAAGAUCGCUCAGACCUCGUUGGCAUUUACACUGCCAUGAAGGGCAACACCGAGGGCUGGUACAAUGCGUUCGUGGAGUUGCAGGCUCGUGGCAAGGAGCUGAACUCUCUGGUCACCAAGCUUGGGAUAAUGGUGGCAGAAAUGAGUAAGAAGGCCGGCGAAGCCAGUAUUCCUCCCUUCACCUUACCUUUACAAGGCGCUCGAACCGAAGAAGCCACGCUCAACUCUCCGCCGUCUUCACCCCCAUCCUCCAGGGCUAUAAGGCGGUCAACCCUACGCGCGUACAGCGUCAGCUCAUGCGCCACGUCUUUUGACUUUGAUAUGCCGCUGCAGAGACCAUCACCGGCCGCUUCUCCAAGCCAGCAGUCAUUUGAAUCACAUCAAACAUCAUACUCGAACAGCACGACGCACUCAUUUCAUACCACACGCUCCCAGAGCACUUCAAACUCACAGAAGUCAUCGAAUUCCCACGGAACCACGCACUCAUAUGGUAGCACACACACAAGCAACACUAUGCGCAGCGCCAGCGGGAGUGCACACCCAACCACACCAAUGUUGACCUUGGAGGCCCCCGAUGGACCUGUGUCGGAGCCUGUGAGUGAUGUAGAGGUGGAGGUGACCCUGGAUGAUGCCUCGCUUUACAUUCUCCAACCACGAACGUAUACCCCGCAACCACCGGAGCCUAUCCCGUCACCUGUCACGGCAGAACCAGCCAGAAACCAGCCCCAGCCAGAAGCGCCCAUGCUGUCAAAGAGGACCUCGCUUCGGCAACGUGUCUCGUUGAAGACGACUCCACCCGAGUCAAUCCUGAUUCCGCCGCCAGCGAGAGAUCUUCCCCAUACUAGGCAAGAAUCGCCUCAAGAAUACCAGGCCCCGGAUUCGGCUUAUGGAUCAGAUGUUGAACAACGGCCGCGUUAUCCCACGGCCAAUGAGCUUUCUCCCCCGGUUUUGCCACCUGUGCUACCUUCUCCGCGGUCCGAGCAUCAAUUUUACCGCCCUGUACAAGCAAGUCCUCACUCUCCGCUACAACAGAGGCCACUCACCGCGGGUGCGCAGCCUAGGUCGCUAUACGAAAGUCACCCUGGGUACCAUUCCGCACACCAGAGAAAUGUGCCGUCUCGUCUUGGGGGCGCAAGUAUGCUGAGCACAGUCACCACAAUGACAUACGACUCGAAAAUGAUGGCUAGCGGAGAGAAACGACUCAAAAAGAAGCGCAGCGCCUUUGGCUGGUUGAAGAAAGCCUUCUCUCUCGACGAAGAAGAGCGUCAGGUAUAUGAGGCGCGACGACAGCAGGAGGUCCCCAAUAUCUACUACGACAGCAGAAGCCCCAAGUUCCUGGACGGAAAGAGGGUGACGCCACGGUGA